Molecule: messenger RNA, 1916 nt
Organism: Ectocarpus siliculosus
Lineage: Eukaryota; Phaeophyceae; Ectocarpales; Ectocarpaceae
Source: the annotation of a GenBank genome assembly
CUUUGCAGAAUGUAACGCGGAAAACUGUCGCGGGUGGGCUAGCCGGGAUGCGGCGGUCAGGAGCAGCGGUGGCGCAUCAGAGGAGAAGCUACCACGACAACAUCGUCGAGCACUACGAGAAUCCUCGCAACGUCGGCUCCAUGGACAAGAAGGACAAGUUCGUGGGUACGGGUCUGGUUGGGGCGCCGGCCUGCGGUGAUGUCAUGAAGCUGCAGAUCAAGGUGGACGAGAACGGGGUGAUCACCGAGUCGAAGUUCAAGACGUUCGGGUGCGGGUCGGCGAUCGCGUCGAGCAGCGUAGCGACGGAGUGGCUCAAGGGGCGCUCCGUGGACGAAAGCUUGAAGAUCAAGAACACCGACAUCGCAGGGCACCUCAAGUUGCCGCCGGUGAAGCUGCACUGCAGCAUGCUCGCAGAGGACGCGAUCAAGGCGGCAAUCAAAGACCUCCAGGACAAGGGCGCCGUCGCCAAGCCGGCACAACACGCGUUAGCGGCAUGAUCAGAUUGGGUCCGGGUUGACGUUGCCGUCAACACGCCGUUUAGGAAGGGUGGGGGGGUGUUGUCCUUGAACUUGAACCAUUUUCUUUUCAUUAUUUUUCGAGGAGCACUGCCCACUGGGGGGGUAAGAUCUGACCCAUGGUGGGAGCGGGGGGCGCUGGAACCGAGAAGAAAAAUGGCAGAUUUGAGGUUGGCGGGGGAAGAGCUGCACGAAGAGAUUUCUGAGCUGUGGGACGAUGUGCAUCAUUAACUGGCCAUGGGAGAGGCUGAGAGAAGAGUGGAAUUGACGUAAGGACACCGUUCGGCGGGGUUUCGGCAACACGCUCAUACUCGGCAUGCAAGGCUGUUCUGUGUUGGCCAUACCCAGCUGCUGAACACCGGAGAGUCCGUGUGUCCUCAGGUGGUUGGCGGGGGUGGGUUGGAGAUCGGGAGGAAGGGAAAACUGUGAGGGCAGAAGGAGAAGGCGGCCAGGGAAGGGAGGAUGACGGAGGAGGAGAAGCCAAAGACCGUGCCAGCUCCGUGUUUUUUCUUCUCGAACCGUGAAGAGAGAUAAAAUGGGGUGAGAGGAGACAAAGCUUCUUUUUUUGCACGCGCUCCGCACCCGCUUUCCCGGUGCCGAGUGAAGAAGGAGACUCCUCGAGGGCAGCCAAGGCGAUAGGGAAGGCCAAGUUUUCGGGCUUGUGGCAUACGGACUACUUGCGGCUUCUUCUCUCUUGUUGUGUUUCUCGUAGCGUUGGCGGAAGCAGGAGCGUCGCGAAUUGAUCUUGUGUUUGGAAAUGGGGAGAUGAGUACGAUGAAUGGCCUUGUGCUGGGCGAUCGCACGGCUCGCCCUUGUUUCACGGAUUGCGGGCCCUUUCCGCUCGAGCGUAGCCUACGCACCCUGUCGGUCGAAGUGGCGACUUUCUUUUUUCCCGGCGUGGAAAAUGUUUCCCUCGGCCUUGUGACCAGUGACUGCCAGUCAUGGCGUUCUUGCAGUCUAACCACCGUGUCGCUGCUGCCCUUCACGCAACACGCUUAGAAUUUCGUUUGGCAGCAGUCCCGGGGUUAGCGGGGUUGGUGUUCGUUUCGCCAUCCGACCAUCCAAUAAAGACGUCGUCGGUUACGGAUGCGAGCCCUGUGUGUUGCACGGAAGAGCGUUUAGCGAUCACCGUUGUCGAAAGCUCAAGAUUUAGAUUGAUCGGCAUUUUUUCUGGUUGCAGAACCAAAAAAAUAUAUAUAUUUUUUUGCCUGGAGGAAAGAGAAUGAUGAAUUGUAUACGGUUGACGAUAUCCAUUGUUCCUUUGAGGACAGAGACGCGUUGUGUAUUCGUUACGUCAUGUGCAGAACAGUCACCGUUAGGGCACAAGCAAACGGCACAUGUGCGGGGUCGGAGUGAUUUGUGCGUAGGCUGUUGCUAAAUCGUAUACCCGAACGUAAUCGU